Ruditapes philippinarum (Manila clam) is the source of this 855-nucleotide messenger RNA. RefSeq names its product phospholipase A and acyltransferase 3-like. The record is from RefSeq and is a predicted model, not a curated record. The coding region runs from base 120 to 677 and encodes 185 amino acids. Lineage: Eukaryota; Metazoa; Mollusca; Bivalvia; Venerida; Veneridae. The transcript has 4 exons. Gene Ontology annotation, molecular function: A2-type glycerophospholipase activity; glycerophospholipid phospholipase A1 activity. Gene Ontology annotation, biological process: N-acylphosphatidylethanolamine metabolic process. Gene Ontology annotation, cellular component: cytoplasm.
CUGAUAAAUAAGUUCAUAAUUUUACAUCAUUUCGGUAAAAAAUUGACUUGUACAGAUUGACUUUAAAGUGUUUGAAAUUUAUUUUGUUUAAACAUAUAGGUGAGGUUACUGAUCAGAAGAUGGCAUUUUUGUUUGGAACAGAGAUUUCAAUAAGUGAUUUAGAAGAGGGUGACUUGAUAGAAUUUUACCGGUCGAUUUAUUGUCAUUGGGCUGUAUAUAUUGGUAAUGGAAAUGUCAUUCAUUUGCUAUCGAAUCCUAAUGAUAUUACGGGAAAAAGUAAUAACAAAGACAACAAAGGUGGUGGAGGGAAUGUUCAAAUAGACGACAUAAGAAGCGUCGCAGGAGAUUCAAAGACUUAUAGACACAAUGACCUUGACAAACAAAUGACGCCUUUUAGUAAAACAGAAAUCGUUAGGCGCGCAAGGAUGAAAGUUGGCAAGCAUAAAUAUGGUUUAAUAACCUACAACUGCGAGCACUUUGCUACUGAGUGUAGAUAUGGAGAGGCUAGGAGUCUACAGGUCGAAAAGUAUUUGUACAGGUUUGGAAAACCUGUCUAUCGAGAAAUUCAACAAAAAGGUUUGUCUGGAAUCCUUACAUUACCCGCAAUACCAGCAAAGCAGAUAUAUUAUACGAUGUUCGACAACAGCUGCAAUCGUGCUUUGGUGAAGUUAAACUAAAACAAUUGCCUAAGAUAAUGAGAAAAAAACUCUUAUUAUAUGAUAUAUAUAGUAAUAAAAUAAAAGUAUAUUGAAAUUCAUUUUCAGCACCGUAUUGUAACACUAUGGUUUGCACAAUGUUGUCAAAGUAUUCAUAAACGAAACAUAGCUUGCAGAAAAUAAAAGUAGUUUUAACUUG